CACCCGCAAACGGCUCCUACGGUGAGAAGAAAAAAAAAAAAAGAAAAAGACCUGAACAGUUUCAAACACGUCGGCAUAAAUCUCACAUCCAGAGCUCUCUUUCCUCCUUUCCCUCCUGACGGACUUCAUUACUUUAUUCCUCUGCGCGCCAAUGCCCGAGACCACGCCGAAACGAAGGAUUUUUUUCCCUUGAGCAUGAAAAGGAUUGCCAAAUCAUCCGCAAUCCAACAUCACCGACUGAGCCACCAGCAUGAGCACUGGAUACAUAUGCUCCAGCAGAAGUUGUUGGCUAGAGAACUAACAAAUCUUCGACCACAAAUACAGCCAAGAGGGGAGAGUCAGUUUUAGGUCUCCACGUAAUGGAGCGAGAAUGAACAGAGAGCGGCUUAAAAAAAAGCAUGAACUGGAGGUUUAUUGAGGUCAUCUGCUUCCUGUUUAUAUGGGACCAUAUAACAGUUCAGUCUUCCCGCCAGGACCCAUUGGCAACUGAGCAACAUGUCACCAAGCAAUAUGACUGGCUCAUCUCGGACCGUGGACCUUUCCACCACUCUCGUAGUUAUCUGUCCUUUGUGGAAAGAUUCCGCCAAGGAUUUACGACCAGAUAUAAAAUUUAUAGGGAAUUUGCACGUUGGAAGGUGAGGAACACAGCCAUUGAGAGACGGGACCUGAUCCGGAACCCCGUGCCACUCAUGCCUGAGUUCCAGCGUAGCGUACGCUUGCUGGGCCGCAGACCCACCACUCAGCAGUUCAUCGACACUAUCAUUAAGAAAUAUGGAACCCACAUUCUCAUCUCAGCCACCCUGGGAGGAGAGGAGGCACUGACUAUGUACCUGGCCAAAAACAAGCUGGACAGGAAGUUUGCCAACGCUACUCAAAACGUGGAAGCCCUCCAUCAGCUGGCCUCGUCCUACUUCAUUGACCGCGACGGCACAAUGAGGAAGCUGCACGAGAUCCAGAUCUCCACCAAUGCCAUCAAGGUGACAGAGACACGGACGGGGCCACUGGGAUGCAGUAGCUAUGACAAUCUGGACUCAGUUAGCUCAAUCCUUCUGCAGAGCCCUGAGAGCAAGCUUCAUCUGCAAGGUCUUCAGGUCAUCUUUCCAGAAUACUUGCAGGAGAAAUUUGUCCAGUCAGCUCUGAGCUACAUCAUGUGCAAUGGAGAGGGGGAGUACCUGUGCCGUAACAACCAGUGCAUCUGUCAGUGCGCUGAGGAGUAUCCUCAAUGCAACUGUCCCAUCACCGACAUCCAGAUCAUGGAGAACACUCUGUUGGGGAUGUCUGAGUCCUGGGCGGCCUCUUAUAAAGACUUUGAGAGCUCUGAUGAGUUCAAGUCCUUCCUGAAGAGGCUGCCCUCCACUCACUUCCUACCCAUCAGCAGUGUUCAUCUCCUGUGGGGCAGCGACUGGGACCUGCAGGCCCGCUAUAGGCUCCUUCAGAGCUCCCUUGAGAUACAGCGGCUCAAGAUCCAGCGCACCGCCCGCAAGCUCUUUGGCCUCAGCAUCCGUUGUCACCACAAUCCUAACCACCAGAUGCCUAGGGAGAGGUCUGUGAUGCAGUGGCUCAACAGGGUUCAGUCUUUCCUCUACUGCAAUGAAAAUGGGUUCUGGGGGACCUUCCUGGAGAGCCAAAGGACAUGCGUGUGCCACACAGGUGUCACCCUCUGCCAGCGACCCAUCCCUUGUGUCAUAGGUGGCAACAACAGCUGUGCCAUGUGCAGCCUAGCCAACAUCUCACAAUGUGGCUCCUGCAACAAGGGCUACAAGUUGUACCGUGGUCGCUGUGAGCCCCAGAAUGUGGACUCAGAACGAAGUGAGCAGUUCAUCAGCUUUGAAACUGAUCUGGACUUUCAAGAUUUGGAACUCAAAUACCUGUUACAGAAAAUGGAUUCACGACUGUACAUUCACACCACUUUCAUCAGUAAUGAGAUCCGCCUAGAGACCUUCUUUGACCCACGAUGGCGUAAGCGCAUGUCCCUGACUCUCAAAAGUAACAAAAACCGGAUGGACUACCUCCACAUGAUAAUCGGUCUAUCAAUGAAGAUUUGCCAGAUGCGAAAUAGCAGUAUUGAUCCCAUGUUCUUCGUUUAUGUCAACCCGUUCAGUGGUAGCCACUCAGAAGGCUGGAGCAUGCCCUUUGGUGAACAUGGUUACCCACGCUGGGAAAAAGUACGACUGCAGAACUCCCAGUGCUUCAACUGGACUCUCCUGCUGGGCAACCGGUGGAAGACCUUCUUUGAGACAGUGCACAUCUACCUGCGUAGCCGUGCUAAGAUCCCAACUGGCUUGCGCAAUGACACGGGACAGGGCCCAGUGGAUCUUGCAGACCCUAACAAGCGCCAGAUCUACAUAAAAAUAUCUGAUAUCCAAGUGUUCGGCUACAGCCUGCGCUUUAAUGCCGACCUGCUUCGUAGUGCUGUGCAGCAGGUAAACCAGUCGUACACACAAGGAACUCAGUUCUACUCAUCCUCAUCUGUUAUGCUCCUGUUACUGGACAUUCGGGAUCGGAUUAACCGCCUAGCCCCUCCAUCUGCACCUGGCAAACCCCAGCUGGACCUCUUCUCUUGUAUGCUAAAGCAUAGGCUCAAGCUCAACAACAGUGAGAUGAUUCGAGUAAAUCAUGCCUUGGACAUGUACAGCACAGAGAUACUAAAACAAUCAGAUCACCUGACUGCAAAACUCUGUUGAACAUUGUAACAUUAACAUAAGGACAGCAAACUAAACAGAAACACCCAACAAAUGAACUAUGAGGGGAUAUUAAUCUUAAUUUUGUUUUCUCUUUUUCAUUUUUGGACCUUUUCUGCCUUUUGAUGUAAUAUUAACUUUGUAAGCAUAAUUCUUAAAGAGAAAAAGGAAAAAGGCAGUGAUGAAAAGCAUUUCAGGAAGAUUAAGAAGAUUAAUGGAACCACUAUAAGGACUGUAUCAUAUUUGUCCCAGCAUGUCUGUCAUUCCCUAAAAGAACUUAAAAGAGAGAGAGAGAAAAAAAGAAAUAUUAAAUCUAUGUACUGGUGAAAAAGAGGCCUUGAUUUUACUCCGAGGGAUCAAAGGUUAUAUCUGAAACUGCCAUUCUUUACUGAGAAAAAACAUUUUUAAAGGAAUAAUGACAUAAUACAAGGGCAGACCAGAUAUCCUUUUAUUUCAGCUAAUGUGGAAAAUAACGGGCAGUUUAGUAUUAAAAAUGUUUAUACAUUAUAAGGAUUAAAUAGCCCUAGUGAUUAAGUAGUCAACACAUUACUUAUAGACUCUUUAUUACAUUUCAAACCCACAGCGAAUCGGCAUUGCUCUUUGUGAGUUAUGAGGCACUCUGUCAUUGUUCUGACACAUAAGGCACACAGCAGGGCAGUAAUGGAUAGUCAUGUCAAAUAAAAGCCAGCUGUUUAUAUAUACAUAUAUAUGUGGGUGAAUGUGUGUGUAUGUGUGCGUGUGCGUAUACCUUUUUUUGGCUUGAUGCUUAUUGCUGUUCGUUAAUUGAAUGUGUCAUUUGAGAUUGACUCCAAUCUAAGCUGAAUCUUGCAUUUGGAGCGCUUCUUCCCGUGUUUGAAAUUCAAGCUGUGUUUUUCACAAGGCAGUACCUCCUGGUGCGUGAGUGCAAUAUUGUGGUCUGAAGAUUUAACAAUCAAUGCUAUUUUGUACAGCUUUGCAAAAUGUACAUGUUGUGACUGCUGAUUCGUGGAGCUUUUCAGCACCAAGAGCAAAAUGUAAACAUUCAUCAUUCAGUCACAUUUACGAGACAACUUAAAGCCAUACACUUCCCUGAGGUAGACAUACAGUAAGGCAUAAAUGUCAUCCCCAUUUCACUAAGUACUUACUUCAAAACAUGACAAAAAUGUUCCAUUUGUAUGUUUGUUUUCUCUCUCAGUUAAUUUGAGAUAAGAGCACAGCAAAAAGGCAGAUGACAAAAGAAGGCAUAUUAUGUUGGAUAGCAAUUGUGUUGUAAAGCCAUCAAAUUUAUAUGUUGUGCCGCAGAAAAAAGAAAAAAAAAAGAUUAAGAUAUUGUUAUAUUAAAGCUUAAAAUACAUUUUUGGCAGUGAUUAAUCUGUAAGCUUUUUAUGACCACAUACAUUUUUUUUUCUUUUCAGCUAUUAAAUUUAACCUUGUUUUGCUUGUUGCUGGAAACAUCAACAGAGCUGCAACAUUGUUUAAGACUCUCAAUAUUCAAACUGAAAUAUGAAACACUACCUAUGUAUUGUCAGUCACACUUAUUUGGGUAAUCCAAUGCUAAAACAUUGCUAUUGUUGAUGACUUUAUGUCUACACUUUAUACUUUAUGUAUAAUCCAUUACUUUUCUGUUUGUUAAAGACAGAAUUUAUAUUACAGUUCCUUCAUUCAUGUGUCUUUGCAUGACAUCUGCAACUUCUUCACCCCUUUACAUUUGCUGCUGUGGCACCCAAACUCUGGAAAAAAAAAAUCUUCCCAGUGGAAAAGAUGCCAGAUGAAUUGAAAGCUUUCUAAAAAUCCAUAAUUUUCCUUUUUUCAAUUUUUUUUUGUUUGUUUGUUGGUUUCUUGCUGUGCCUAUAGUUUGGUUGGCUUGAUGGUUUUUAAUUGUGUGUGUGUUUUUUUUUUUUUUUAAAUGUUGUUGCUCUUUUACAUUGUGAUAAGACUAGUCUUGUGGGCAGUGCAGAGGUACAUAAUAUGUUAGGGGAAAACCAUGGUGGGUUGUGACUUAAGUGUGGGAAGAAACUAUGAAACAGCUAACCAGAUUUGAAAUUCCUCACCAAUUCAACAUGUCUUAAACACAAAUAUUUCAGCAAUCAAUUACAGUGGUCCUGGAACGAAACCUUAGGGACGUAGCUUUGUCAGCUGCAGAUUUUACUGCAUCCACAAUCCCAACUUCAACUAGCUGCCUCUAAAUUUGCAUUCUUAUCAUUAUGUGACAGAAUCAUUGCUCAUCUGGCUCUGUGAGACAAUGAUUAGUGCAAGUGUUUUAUUUUACUGUCAUUUUUUUGUGAAGCAAGUUUGAGAGGUGCUCUAUUAAUAACCACAACUUAGUCACUUACGUAUUAAGCAACUACCAAGUCUAAUGAAUCCAUUUGAUUCAGUAGUCUGAAAAAAAAUGUUAUUCAAAGAGAUAUUCAGUGUAUGGGUUAGCACAUACUGUAUGUAGUGGCCAGUUUAAGACAACUAAGGCUCAGCUUGUCAGGCUCAGUUAUGUUGUCAGAUUGAUCUCUUAACUAUUCUUUGCCAGGCGUCUUGCUAAACAUCCAUAAAAAGUGCUUUCAGAGAGUGAGCAGCUACCACUGCAGUACUACAUUGUUUUUAAUGUGCAUAAGAUUGCAGCUCUGCCUUGAGAUAAGAGGCAGCAGCAAGGUGAGAGAGGGCAUCUGGAUAGAUGGAUAGCAGUAAAAUGUAGUGUGUCAUAAACGGUGUAUCUGCUUGAAUGUAGAUGAUAGCUCUGGUGGCAGAGUUGCACCCUGCUGCCGCCCGGUCAAACACCAACUUGGAUGGAGGACGGCGAAAUGGUGCCUGUUCAGGUGUCUCAAAGCGUCAUGGUAUUAUACAAGUUUAUUAGGCUCAGUUAUGAAUUUUGAGCGUAUUAGCAUGCUGGUGUUGAUAUGGUAGCACUUAACACCAAAUAUGUUAGCAUCCAUAGCAUUAUCAUUGUAACAUUUGCAUACUCACAGUAACUUCUAACAGAUUAGUUUAAGCUGAUGUAAAGCUGAUUUUGACAAAAUGAAGCUAAGCCUAAUAAGCCUGAGAUGUCCUAAAAUGGCCACAAUCCUGUAAUCUAUGAGAAAUGCAGUGAAUAGGGGAUUGACACUUUGAGUAUUAACUUGAUUGUUCAGCAUCACCAUUGGACUAUCCAAACGAAUGGCUACCACCUUAUUAUUAUUAUUUGUAUUAUUAUUAUUAUUAUUAUUGUUAUUAUUAAGUGCCUGUUAUCUAUCCCUUUAACAUGUUUAGAACUGGAGAAAAUUUCUACAUGUUACACAGAUGUGUAACACUGAAUUGACUUCAGAAUUUAAGACCAUACAUUUUGAUCAAAUAUACACUUCUCAUCUCCUCUUGAGGACUAAGCCCUCAAGAUGGUUUUGUGCAUGUGGGGAAAUCAACCACCAGACAGAGAUGAAGGAUGACAUGAAGUAAUGGUGGAUAUUUUUUUUUGUCCCCUGUUGUACAAUAUAUAUGUAAAUAUUAACUCUGUUACAGUAACAAUGCUCUGCUACAGUGACAAUAUUAUUAAAAAAAAAUAAUAACAAUAUUGAAAGGGAAUACAAAGACUACUUCAAAAAAAAAGCCCUCCAUUUGAGUACAUUAGCACAAAGUACAGGGCACUCAUGUCUUAUGUAUCUAAUUAGAUUCAUGACAAUUUAUGACUGUUUUUAUAUUGUCAGGACAUACUGUACAUUGCAAUUUAGUUUUGAGCCACUACAACGUCCAUAAAACAAGCACAUAUACUCGUAUGGCAUUAUGCUACCACAGUGUUGCUUACAUGUAUCCAUGGAUAUGUCUAAAGAUUUUUACACCUAAUACCUUGCCUAUGUACUUUUUGCUGUUCUGUUGAGAUCAUUAUAUCAGCUUAUUUCAAAUGAAUGUUUCAUAUAAUAAUCUAUUUCUCAU
This is a messenger RNA of Thunnus maccoyii (southern bluefin tuna), 6554 nucleotides long. It is a transcript of the gene brinp1, whose product is annotated as bone morphogenetic protein/retinoic acid inducible neural-specific 1. NCBI's taxonomy places the organism in Eukaryota, Metazoa, Chordata, Actinopteri, Scombriformes, Scombridae. The transcript has 8 exons. The record is from RefSeq and is a predicted model, not a curated record. The coding region runs from base 399 to 2684 and encodes 761 amino acids. Gene Ontology annotation, biological process: positive regulation of neuron differentiation; negative regulation of mitotic cell cycle.